AUGGCCUUCCACCUCAGAUCAGCUAGCGUGCCUUCCAGCCCUUGCUCCAAUGACAUCAACGUUGAUGAACAGCUCCAGAGCUUGAACACAACCAUCUCUUCAUCUUCUGCCACCAUGGGAACUGUGUGCGAUGGUUUGAGAAAGCUUGGAGAGAUUUACAACUACAUCAGCGAGCUUGUGUGCUUACCUAGCAGCCAAGUUCCAAAGCAGAGGAAAUCAGUGGAGCAAGAGCUUGAGAGCUCGCUUGUCUUGCUCGACCUUUGCAACACGAUGCAAGAGAGCUUCUCUGAGCUCAAGGAAAGCAUCCUGGACAUGCAGCUGGCUCUCAAGAGAGGAGAUAAUGCAGCUGUUCAGACCAAGAUCCAGUCUUACAUCCGUAUAGCGAAGAAGACACAAAAGCAGUUCAAGAAUAUCAGCAAGAAGUCUGCAGCAGCUGAUCAGGAAAGCUGCAAACUGAUCAAGAUGAUGUCUGAAGCCAGGGAGACUGCUGUCUUGAUGCUGGAAUCUUCAUCCCAACUCUUGUUGAAACAAAUUGCAGUACCAAGUCCCAGCAAGUGGUUUCUCAUCUCCAAGACGUUCCAGAAGAGAAGAGUUGUGUGUGAGGAGGAGCAAUUGCAGGCGUUGGAGUUGGACAUUAUUGAUCUUGAGAGUGGAGUUGAGACUUUGUUUAGGAUACUGAUCCAGAGCAGGGUUUCUCUUCUGAAUGCUCUUUGCUUGUAG
Molecule: messenger RNA, 720 nt
Organism: Miscanthus lutarioriparius
Lineage: Eukaryota; Viridiplantae; Streptophyta; Magnoliopsida; Poales; Poaceae
Source: the annotation of a GenBank genome assembly